AACUUCUAUGCCAAAAUUUUACUCUUAUCGUUUCUGUUGGCUUCAGAUGCCAGAAGCUGGCGAAAAAAGUGAAUUUGAGCCUGAAUGGGCCGAUGAGGAGGAAGAACGUUCCGAUCGAAAGCCGACUGCGAGUACAUUUGGCGCGAGGAAGGAUCCACAUUGGUGGGAUAUUUCUACAUUCAGUAAGGAAGACAAUCCAACCGGAUUAGUUGCCGAAUCUUCGUUCUCUUGCUUGUUUCCUAAGUAUCGGGAAAAGUAUAUCCGAGAAAGUUGGCCAUUAGUGGAGAAGACCAUGGGCGAGCAUUUUUUGAAAGCCGAUUUAGAUUUAUUGGAAGGAACAAUGACAGUUCGUACUACUCGGAAAACGUGGGAUCCAUAUAUUCUGAUCAAAGCGCGUGACGUCUUGAAAUUGAUGUCACGUAGUGUUCCAUACGAGCAAGCAAUCCGGGUGUUAGACGACGAAGUUUUCUGUGAAAUUAUCAAGAUCUCAUCUAUGUGUCCAAAUAAGGAACGAUUUAUAAAACGACGAGCUCGCCUUGUUGGUAACAAUGGCGCUACUCUCAAAGCUAUGGAACUCCUCACUCAGUGUUAUGUGUGCAUACAAGGCGGAACUGUCUGUGCCGUUGGUCCACUGGCUGGUUUGAAACAAGUCAGCGGUAUUGUCACAGAUUGUAUGAACAACAUCCAUCCCAUAUAUAAUAUCAAAACGCUUAUGAUAAAACGCGAGCUGAUGAAAAAUGAUAAGCUCAAAGAUGAAAAUUGGGAGAGGUUUCUGCCAAAGUUCAAGAAGAAGGUGCAAUCAUCAGUCACUGCAAAUGAAGCUAAGAAAAAGAGGAAGAAGGCAUGGAAGAAGAAGGGUGAAUACACACCAUUCCCACCAGCUCCAACUCUUAGCAAGAUUGAUAAGCAACUCGAAAGCGGAGAAUACUUCAUGACUGAAAGAGAGCGUUUACUAAAUAAAAAGAGGAAGAAGGUAGAGGCAGCCGCAAUAAAAUCGGAAGAUCGUAAAAAGGAAAAGUUGAAGAAAUUCCAGCCACCUGCUGAAAAACCAAGAGAGAAGCAAACGAAGAAACGAGAAGCAGGAGAAUUAGACCUCGAAAAGAUUAAGAAAAAAGUCAAAGAACUUGCAAAAUGACACUUUUCUUUAUAUCCUUGUUAUGUUUUGUAUAGUCUGUCCUUGUUGGCAUUUUGUUGUCGUUACGAUAUUGAUAGAGUGUUUGAAUUGUUAAGAUAUACC
This is a messenger RNA of Cylicocyclus nassatus, 1237 nucleotides long. The record is from the annotation of a GenBank genome assembly. NCBI's taxonomy places the organism in Eukaryota, Metazoa, Nematoda, Chromadorea, Rhabditida, Strongylidae.